AUUGCCGUCACUGGUGCGGCCUCAGGCAUGAGCUUUGCUGUAGCACAGCUAUUUGCAUCACGUGGAGCUUUCAUCUCACUUGCGGACAUCAACGAAACCGCUCUGAAGCCAGCAAUUGAACCUUUAACAGGUAGCACGCAACAAAUGGUCACGGUUGUGGACGUGUGUAGCGGCGAACAGGUCGACAAGUGGAUCGAGUCGACGAUGCAGAAAUACGGUACGUUUGACGGUGCUGUCAACAUGGCAGGUAUCAUUACAAAGACGACCCCAAUCACUGAGUUGACAGAUGCGGAUUGGGAUUUCUCGUUCAUGGUCAAUACCGAGAGUGUGUUCAACUGCUUGGGAGCUCAGCUGAGGGCUAUGAAAGAAGGUGCAAGUAUGGAUUCUGCAGCUAUCAUCUUUGGCCAGUUCGGCGCGCCUGGCAACGCUGCGUACUGCGCGAGCCAAGCGGCUGUCAUCAGCUUAUCUCGCACUGCUGCGAAAGAGAACCAAAAGAUCAGAGUGAAUUUUGUUGCGCCAGGUAAGACAGGAACCAUAUUCUCCGUCAACACAUCAAUGUCUCAGGGCGAGGAGCCGGAGGAUGUAAAGAGAGGCUUGCCGAUUACUGCACAGGAAAGGGGGGCUGAACCAAUUGAAGUAGCUAACGUCAUUGCGUUCCUUCUAAGCGACGAGAUGAGCUUUGUGACGAGUGCAGUCCACAAUAUUGAUGGUGGUUGGGUAUGUUGA
Messenger RNA from Dothidotthia symphoricarpi CBS 119687, 726 nucleotides. RefSeq names its product NAD(P)-binding protein. Lineage: Eukaryota; Fungi; Ascomycota; Dothideomycetes; Pleosporales; Dothidotthiaceae. The transcript is spliced from 3 exons. The annotation marks the transcript as partial. The record is from RefSeq and is a predicted model, not a curated record.